This is a messenger RNA of Lytechinus pictus (painted urchin), 6279 nucleotides long. Its product is annotated as UTP--glucose-1-phosphate uridylyltransferase-like. Gene Ontology annotation, biological process: glycogen metabolic process; UDP-alpha-D-glucose metabolic process. The transcript is spliced from 15 exons. Gene Ontology annotation, molecular function: UTP:glucose-1-phosphate uridylyltransferase activity. Gene Ontology annotation, cellular component: cytoplasm. The record is from RefSeq and is a predicted model, not a curated record. The coding region runs from base 523 to 2073 and encodes 516 amino acids. NCBI's taxonomy places the organism in Eukaryota, Metazoa, Echinodermata, Echinoidea, Temnopleuroida, Toxopneustidae.
GUGUGGGGAUCAAAGUUUCUUUGGUAGAUGUAUGCUGUGUAAAAGCUAUCUGUGUGUGUUACUUUAUUAAGGCUUUACUCCUCAUGAGUCUUGUGAUUCAAGGCAAACUGUUUGGAUAAAGGCCUACCAAUGUUUGAACAACUUCAGACACAAGCACACAUGGUAGAGUUUCAAGAGACCACUCAUGUGUAUAUUGUGCAUGACACGUAGAUAUUGCUUUGGUCAUAGCUCCAUGCUUGGAUCAUGCUCUUAUCCAGGAGUAGUCAAAGCGAGCUCAUUUUCAUUGGAAAUUCACCUACUUAUUCAAUAGUUUUCAUCAAAUACUGGCAAUUCCUUUUAUUGAGCACCUGAACUCGUUGAUUGCAUUUCUUCCAUUUGCCAGAUUGUUAUGUUAUGGAUGCUAGCUGUUUUCUAUGCAUUCUGUGGUAAAGGAUAAAUGUUGAAGGAGUGUUUGAUUAUCUCAAAGGAAAUUACGAAGUCUUUUUUCAUCAGUACGCUGUUCUUGAUAUAAUUCAAGCUGCCAUGCGAUUUGGACAGGAUGGAGAUGCUUAUGCAUCAUUGCUUAUGAACCAGGGAAGUGGUCUGAAGCGCAGUCCCAGUCAGAAAGAGUUCCAGUCACAGGCAAGGAGAGAUGCAGAGCAUCACUUAGCCCAAGAGAUGGACAGGUUAUUAGAUACCUGUCCUGAAGAAAGCAAAGCUGCUCUAGGGAAAGAUUUUGAAGGCUACAAACAAUUGUUUGCUCAGUUUCUUGAGGAAGCAGGAACAGGAGCAGCUGUGGAAUGGGAUGACAUUCAACCACCACCAUCAGAUGCUGUGAUUGCAUAUAAUGAGUUACCUAGCUACGACCCAGCUUUUACCCGUGAGUACUUGGAUAAGCUGGUAGUGAUCAAACUGAAUGGUGGUCUAGGUACCAGCAUGGGAUGCCAAGGACCAAAGAGUGUCAUCAGUGUCAGAAAUGAACUUACAUUUCUUGACUUGACUGUCCGCCAAAUCGAGCACCUGAACAAAACACAUGGCUGCAAUGUACCUUUAGUACUGAUGAACUCCUUUAACACAGAUGAAGAUACAAAUAAAGUCCUUCGCAAGUAUGGCACUAUGAAUGUCAACAUCCAUACUUUCCAACAAAGCAGGUAUCCAAGAAUCAACAAAGAAUCCCUUCUGCCAAUAGCUAAAACAGCUGUGGUCUCUGGAGACAAUAUAGAAGAUUGGUACCCACCUGGCCAUGGUGAUAUUUAUGAGUCCUUCUCGAACUCUGGCUUGUUGGAUACCUUUAUCAAACAAGGAAAGGAGUAUCUCUUCUUGGCUAACAUUGACAAUCAGGGAGCAACAGUGGACCUACGCAUUUUAACAUUAUUGAUGAAUGAAAAGAAUAGAGAAAUGGUGAUGGAAGUAACAGAUAAGACGAGGGCUGAUGUCAAGGGUGGUACUUUAAUCCAGUAUCACAACAAAUUGAGAUUGCUUGAGAUAGCCCAAGUACCAAAAUGGCAUGUUGAUGACUUCAAGUCUGUCUCCAAAUUCAAGAUUUUCAACACCAACAAUCUGUGGAUUAAGCUGGAUGCCAUAAAACGAGUAGUUGAAAAUAAAUCCUUGUCAAUGGAGAUCAUUGUCAAUAAUAAGACUCUGGACAAUGGUUUAAAUGUGAUCCAGCUGGAAAGAGCUGUCGGAGCUGCUAUGAAAAACUUUGACAAUCCACUUGGUAUCAAUGUUCCUAGGAGUCGUUUCCUUCCUGUUAAGAAGACACAGGAUCUCUUGCUGAUUAUGUCUAACCUGUACACUCUGAAGUCAGGUACUCUUGGAAUGAGUCCUUUACGACAGUUCCCAAGUACACCUAUCAUUAAGCUAGGCACACAGUUUGAUAAGGUCCGAGAUUUCUUGAAGAGAUUUGCCAGUAUACCCAACCUCAUUGAAUUAGAUCACCUGACUGUCUCGGGGGAUGUUACAUUUGGUAAAGAUGUAGUUCUUAAAGGUACAGUGAUAAUCAUUGCCAACCAUGGAGAAAGAAUUGAUAUCCCACCAGGUGCCAUAUUAGAAAACAAGAUUGUAUCUGGAAAUCUAAGAAUCUUAGAUCAUUGAUUUGAUUGGAAGUCCAAUAGAUGUAUAUCCUGAAAUCUAAUUGAGCUUGUACUACAUUGUUGCAUGAUAUGUAUGGCAAAGACAUUAUUCUAUAUUCAAAAGAUGUGUACAGAAAUAUAUUUUGUAUCAACCAAUUAUUACACAUAAUUUGUGACUUUGCUGUCACAUCAGUUGUGAAAUUGGAGAACCUUCCAAUUAAUGAUUUCAGUAAUGGCAUGGCUAGUGUUUGAAGUGUAUACUUUUAACUCAUCAUUACAUCAUAAUAAACAAGGAGUGGUAAUGUGGUUUUCUUGCUUUGAAAGAAAUUGGUGGUCAUUUGAUUUAAUUGAAUAUUACUCGAGAAAUUACUUUUAUUGAUAUCCAACAAAUAUGAAGCGUUGUUUCUAUUCUUUCAGUUGAAUUGAAGUGAUGUGAAAUAGCUGUGAUUAAAUCAAAGCUGAUGUGUAUUAUGAUUUAAGUUGUGCACACCCCUUGUUGUACACUGCCUGAUGAAGUUACCACUUUGUGAGAAAUGACAUUUGCUCUUUUACUGAAUCAAAUCUUCUACUUUUUCCUGUUACAAGCCUGAAAAAAGCUUGUAUUUGAUGUCUAUGUAUAUUGUUAUAUAUAUUGUGCCAAAUUUAAAUCCUGCACGAAUAGAAAUAUGUGACAAUAUGCUUUUCAAACAUUGUGACUAAACUGUUAAAUCAUUAAUAGUUAAAAAGCUACUUGAAAGGGCAGGACCGAAGCCAGCGCUUUGCAUCCACAUUAUUAAAGGAGAAUGAAACCCUUGAAAUCAAAUAGAAAAAUCAAAGAAACAUAUUGUUGAAAGUUUGAGGAAGAUUGAAUGAAUAAUAAGAAAGUUAUGAGCAUUUGAAUAUUGAGAUCACUAAUGCCAUGUAGAUCAUGCCAUGUAGAUCCUCCCAUUGGCAAUGCGACCAAGAUCUGUGAUGUCACACUCGUACAACUCCCUCAUUACUUUAGUACUUAUUUCACUUAUAUUCUCACUUUUAUAGAGUCUAUCACAAGGUGAGGUGUUCUCUUUAUGAGAGGACAAGUACAGAGGUUUAACAACAUUAUAUCAUUGAUGAAUCGUUUGUCAUAUGAUUAGAAAUGAGCAAAAAGAGAUGUUUUGGGGUAUAUUAUCAGUGUCCAAAAGGGGAGAGUUGUUCAUCUGUGACAUCAUAGAUCUUGGUCGCAUUGCCAAUGGGAGGAUCUCCAUUGCAUUAGUGAUCUUGACAUUCAAAUGCUCAUAACUCUUCUAUUGCUAGUCCUAUUUUACUCAAACUUUUGUUGAUCUUAUUCUUUGAUUUUUCUGCUUUCACAAAAGCUAACUUGCUCCAAGAGUUUCAUUCUCCUUUAAGUUGAAUACUCAUCGUAUUGGUGAUUACAAUAGGUGCUUAGAAUAUUCCGUUGUUAGAUCUAAGUCUCACCGAAAUUCAGCACACGCUUUAUAACAAAAAAUGCUCUCUUCAUAAUGGUCCUAUGUUAAACAGUGCUUAACAUGAUAAACUCGAUCUUCACACUCACAUUAAUUUGUUUAUUGAGAUACAAAGCUUGUUCUUUAAAUAAAAGUGUGCUUUAAAUGUCUAAAUUUCAGAUUAGAAUACCAACAAUUUUCAGCUCACGUUUCGCGCUCGAAUCAUUUCUUUAGCAAGACACCCAUCCUUUUCAUGAUUACAAAAAAGUGAAUGGAACAUCCCAUCAUUAGGAUUAAACCUAUAAAAGCUUGUGUUUCACAUUGUUUAUUGGAUAUAUAUUUUGUUAUUAAAAAAGUCCACUUAGUGUCAUUUUUUUUCAUAUCAAGAAUUUCAGCUUGCGCUUUGCGCUCAGAUCAAUUGUUCAUUUAGAUACCCGAACUUAACAUUAGUACAAAAAGUGCUGAGAAUUUGAAGCUUUCAGGUCAGAAUAUCAAAAGCAUUACACCUUGCGCUGCGCGCUUGCAUUAUUUAGUUGUUGAGAUAUGUAUCCUUCGCAUGAGUCACUGUAAACAGUCCUAGACAGUUCCCUUUUCUUCUUUUUUUUGGUCAGUAUAUUACAGAUUCUAGUUGGUGCUUUUCGCUCGCGUUAAUUGUUUAGAUCUAAGUUACUUAGGUACUCAUCUUAAUCAUUAUUACCAAAAUUACUCUGAGGGUUCAAUUUUCAGAAUACUUUGAAUAAUUUAAGAAUGAGCUUGUCCUUCCAUAAUAUAUUUUAUUGGCCGAUCAGGGAAAAUAUAGAUGAUUUUAUGAACUGAUCAUAAUAUAGAAAGGUUCACUAUUUCUAAUUUGGAACCCCCUCAUGGAAAAUUUUCCAAAAAAAUCUAUUAUAAAUUUCUUUGCUCAAAUGUGAUUUCAUUUGGAAACUGUCCCAGUAUAAUCUUCCUUUCUUGUUUUUUUUAAGUGACUGUUUUAAAAUGACUUAGAGUUAUUAUUGUCUAUGCCAUCAAGAAAGUUAUUUUUAGUUAGAUGUGAACCUAGUGUAGAUGAAACAUGUAACAAGAAUUAGUCAAGGACCAAUCAACAGUAUGUACACAAUCUCUUUUCCCUCAGACCAAAAAAUAAAUAAAUUCACCCACCAAAUAAAUUAUUUUAGAUGUCAAAAUAUUGAUUAUGGCAAGAACAUCCAGAUAAUAUGUUGGCUUAUUAUAACUGAUGCCAUUAACUAAUUCUUGUCUCUCAGUCCUUGUUUCAUUAAUUAAUUUGUACUAUCUUUAGAUAAUAAGUGUAUAAUCAGGAUAGUUUCAUAAUCUGUAUUAAUCAAUUAUUAUUGUAUCCCCAGCUAUAUGCAAAUAUUUGUCUAUUGCUGCAAAAUUUGGGCAUUAACAUUUAACAUUUAAUUUUUUUCAAGAAAGAAACAUCAUUACUAAAUACUACAGGGUUCCCAGCCCAUCAGAGAAAUCAGGGGAAAUUAUUUUAUUUUUUCCAGUUAGGGAAAAAUCUUGGAAUUCAAUCAAAGAUACUUAAAAUCAGGGGAAAAUGCUUCAAAUGAGGGAAAAAUCGGGGAAUUUUGAUAAGCCCAAAAGUCGAAAGUAUGGUAGUCAGUCAGACUCUGUUAUAUUUCAUUGCAUAUUGAAACAACAUCCAUUGAAUGACUGGUUAUGGUGGUAUUAAUUUGUUUUACAUUAUUGUUUUUAUACUGAACAUACAUGUAAUUCACUGUAACAAUUUAGAAAACAUGUGAAACUGGGAAUGGGUUUAAAUAUUUAUCAGGGAAUUUUUAAACUUCAGGGAAUAAUCAGAGAAGUUUGUUUUCUUGAAAAACUGGGAACCCUGUACUAACACUUUAAGUUUUUAUUCUCAAUUUUACUGAAUGAUAUGUAUUUCCUCGAUAUAUGAUCCAUGUGGAGAGACUAUAACUUUGAUUGGGACAAGGUUCAAUGGUGAGAUAACUCAAUUGCAAAUCAAAUCAGCAGCUGAUAAUUUAGGAAAAGAUUUUUUUAAAGGCAUUUAAGGGCCUUUGUUAUCGGUCAAAUAAUGAUGCAAUGGGGACAUGUAGGGAAGGAUUAAAGAUUUAUCAUACGUGUGUAUGGGGUUUUUUAUGUUAUGUAUUCAGCUAGUGUGAUGGAGUUAUCACUGGUCAAAUCUUUAUGUUGAUGGAAACUCCAAGUUGUACAUUGCCUUUAUCAUUCAUAAAAGUUGUUCUUUCUGCAGUGGGGGCAUGUCAUAGACCUGUGUAUUUAAUGUAAGUCUUGGUACAUAAUCCAUUUGACUGAACAUUUGAAAAUAAUAUGUGAAUUAUGAUGGCAAUUUAAUCUUGUGGGAAAAUUUAUAUAGACAUUGUUGUAUUUUUUUUUAUUAGAAGCCUAUUUGUUGUAGUAAUAUUGUAGAGAGUUACAGUGGAUAUUUUUUUUCAUUUCUACAGGUAACACUGCGUAAAAUAAAAUCUGGGCUAAAAGAUGGCUUUGACUUAAAUGACUAUUUGACUUAUCGAAGGUCAACUAAGUAAGUUUCUUUUGGUUGGUAUAUAUUAUCAGACUACGUGGUUACAAUGUUGCAGUUGGGGUAAUGAGCAGGAACUGUUUGAGUAGUUCAUGAUUGGAACUGGUGUAUGAUGUUUAAUGAAAUAAAAUGAUUUAUUAAAAGGAUAUACACUGCAUAUUUUAUGAAUAGUCUUCACCAUAGUGAAAUUUAUACUAUUUCUGAUAUUUUGUUUCGAAAUGUUUUUAUAUUUUCAGUUUGCUUAUUUUAAAAUGAACUUGGCUGAUAAAGUGCAUCUCUAAUGAAAUAAAAGUGUAGCUCAAUUUUA